AUGUAUUCGUCUUCGAACUCCUUUCUCGGCGGCGCAAACAGCGCUCGUCAGGGACAACCACAAGCAUCACCUUUCGGACAGCCGCCACCGCAGCAGCAACUACAGCCAGGAUUCGCUCAGCCUGGUCUCGCCGCCCAACAAACAGGGUUCCCUGGCACUCAACUCCAGCCUCAGUAUACUGGAUUUCCAGGUAGUGCUGCUGCUGCUGCCCCUCAACCAGGCUUCCAGUCCUACGGCCAACCGUCGCCUCAACCGCCGCAGUCGCAUUUACAGCCGCAAUUCACCGGUUUCCCGGCCCAGAACCAGCAGCUAUCCGCCGCGCAACCACCACAAGUUCCGCAGCAGCAGCAGCAAGCUGCAUUUCCCAAUGCGUCGGCUGCUGUGCCAUCGAUCGCCGUGCACAAAACCUCGGCCCAGGUCGCGCAGUCCUUCCAAGAUAUCGAUGGGGCCCGGCCCCCUUUGCCACCGAAAACUGGCUCGAGGAUACCGAAUAUUAGGCUAUCGUUUAUCACGGCCCAGGAUCAAGCUAAAUUCGAGCAGUUGUUCAAAGCUGCUGCUGGAGAUAGCCAGACAUUGGAUGGAGACAAGGCUAGAGAUCUCUUGUUGCGGUCGAAGCUGCCCGGAAGCGAAUUGUCAAAGAUAUGGGUCUUGUCCGACACUACCAAGUCCGGCCAGUUAUUCUUCCCCGAGUUCGCUCUCGCAAUGUACCUGUGCAACUUGAAAUUGACUCAGAAGGAUGUUCCGGAUACUCUGCCUGAGCGAAUCAAAAAUGAAGUGUCUAGCAUGGUCGAUAUCAUAUCAUUCGGUGUACCUGACACUCAGCCAGCUGCUCCGCAGAGCAAUGCUCCCAAGUUUGAUGCUCCUCUCAUGCAGAACUCGGCGGCUCCUCCUGCUCCCAAACAACCUCAGCCACAGCAGCCGUCAAACUCGCAGCUUCUGAGCCAGCUUACUGCUCAACCUACUGGUUUCUAUAACCAGGCCACUGGCUUCCAGCCUCAGGGUGGAUUUCCAGGUCAAUCUCAGACGCAAUCUUCCGGUUUUCUGAGCAACCCACAGGCGACUGGAUAUAACGGCCCACGCCCUCCCAUGCCUCCCAUGCCUACUGGGUUUGGUUCGCAGCUAUCCCCGUCGCAGACCGGAAUGGCUCCGCUCGCUGCCCAGCCAACAGGUGUCCCCGGCCAGUGGGGUUUUGUUAACACUCCCUCAACCGGUCUGCCAAAUAUUGAAGCUCUGAAGCAGCAAUUGAUGCCUCAACCUGGCCGCGAAGGUGGAUUUACUACAGCUGGUCUAUCAGGAAAUGCAAACAUUCCAUGGGCUGUCACCAAGGAGGAGAAAAAGAUUUAUGAUCAGCUGUUCCGGGCUUGGGAUGGUUUACACAAAGGGUUCAUUGGUGGAGAAACUGCCAUCGAGAUUAUGGGACAGAGUGGUCUUCCGAGAGAGGAUCUCGAAAGGAUAUGGACGCUCUCCGACCCCCAUAACCGAGGUCGAUUGAAUAUGGAUGAAUUUGCUGUUGCAAUGCAUUUAAUCUAUCGAAGAUUGAAUGGCUACCCAGUUCCAAACCGUUUGCCACCAGAACUAGUGCCACCGUCUACAAGGAAUCUAAACGAUUCGAUCGGCACCGUCAAGUCUCUUCUUUCUCAAGAUGCGGAGACCCGAAAAACAACUGGUGCUUUUCUUCAGCCGCAGAAAACAGGUGUCAGCUAUUUGAAAGACCAUUCUUUCCGCGGCGGCGCAGUUUCUCCGGGUGCAGCAGGCCGCAGAGAUGCGACGCUUUACAAGAACAAUGACGAGUUCGUAGGAUACAAAUCUAGCGCUCGUCGUAGAGUUGGUAAUGGUGGUAGGACACCGUCUCCAGCAGCGUCGUCCUCUCAGAUUUCGGAGAGAUCCGAAGACGAACUGAGCGUCGACCAACUCAAAAAAAAGAUUCGGGAAACAAAGAUCAUGCUCGACGCCGUUGACUUCCGAGAUCAAAACCAAGCCGAAGAGGAUGACGUCAUGGAUCGCAGAGACCGAAGAGAAGCAGAAACUCUGAUGGAUCGUAUUCGUCGGGUUCAAGAUGAUAUUGACACAAACCCGAACUCUGCUUUCCGUAACGUGGAUUCAGGAGCAGAGCGCCGCUCCUUGCGCCGUCAACUCCAAUCCUACCAGGAUAAGAUCCCUGAAAUCGCCUCCAAUGUGAGGAAAGUUGAGAGAGCUAUUGCCGAAGCUAGGCUAGAGCUCUUUCGUCUUCAGGAUGCCAAGGCUCAUCCUAAUAGUGCAUUGAACAUUAUCGGAACAGGUCCAGGAGGUGCCAUUACAGAGGCUGAUAGGAUUAAAGCCCGUGCGAGAGCUCGAAUGCAGGCACGUGCCGCAGAGUUGGCUGGACGCCCUGCCCCUGCCGCAUUAGAUGAUGAAGGGGCAGCUGCUCGGCGACUCGAGGAGGAAAAUGUCAAGAUCAAAGCGGAGCGCGAGCGUAACGAAGGAAUGACGAGAGAUGUGGAGGAAAGUGUAAAGGAAUUUUCCCAGAGCCUGGAAGACAGUCUCAAGGAUGGAAGUGAGAACUCAACUCGCGAGCACGAGAGACGUCGAUGGGAGGAGGCUCUUGGCGUCGAGGAUACAAUUAGAGAUUUCAUUUACGAUUUGCAGCGUGGCAGUCGUACUGCGAAGAUUCGCAAGGAAGAACAACGCACAACUGCUGAAUCCCGAGAGCCAUCUUCAUCGAGAAGAACUGAGCCAGUGUCCCGACCUCAACCUACCUCCAAAGAUUCUUCUGCAUCACUUGCCGGUCUUACUCAUGAAGAACGUGUGGCUUCUGCGAGAGAGCGCGCACAAAGGCGCAUUGCAGAGCGUAUGGCUGCAGCUGGUCUCAAACCAAGCACUGACGCAGGUGAUACUUUACAGCAGCGCCAAGAGCGCGAAAGGAAGGAGCGUGAAGAAAGGUUGAGGAAGGCAGAGGAAGAGGAUGCCAAACGAGAGCAAGAAAGACAACGUCGUCUUGCCGAUGAACGAAGCCCCGCACCUUCGGCUAAAGCAGCCGGCAAGAAACCGCCUCCAGCUCCCCCAUCGCGCAAAGGUAGAUCAGACAGCGCCAGUCAAGCUGAAUUGAAGAAGCUUGAAGAUACUGCGAAGGCGGAAGAUAAUGCAGCCAAGGAACAAGCAAUACGCGAAGAGCAAGAAGCACAAGAAGCUGAGACAAAACGACUUGAGGAGGAGGCUCAAAGACAAGAGGACGACCUGCAAAAGGAGCGCGAAGCUCAUGAAGCACGCCUUCGUGCUCUCGAAGAACAGGUUCGUGAGGGUAAAAUCAAGAAGCAAGAAGAGAAACGAAGGAAGCAGGCAGCAGAGCGAGAAGCAAAGGAAAAGGAGGCCAGACUGGCUGCUCAAAGAGCCGAAUUGGAGGCAGCGAAAGAGCGUGAACGGCAACUACAACGCGAGCUUGAGGACCUUGAGAAUCAGAGUUCUUCUGACGACGAAGAGGGACCGAUAGAUAUUACUACUCCUCGGGACAGCACUCCUCGAGUUCUUUCGCCUCCAGUUGCCCCUGUCUCUUCCCCGCCCCCAGUUGUUGCUACCACGACUGACCCAGCUGAUGUGCAGCCGAUCCCACCAGUAAAUGGGUCCCCAUCUAGCAGUCGUGCCGCCGCCGAGUCAAAGAAUCCUUUCUUCCGGCAGCUGAGUCAAUCCACGGAAGUCCAACAACCUGCAUCAAUUUCUGCCCCAUCAGUCGAAAAGGCGGCAAUCACUCCUUCAGAAGGACAAUCUACCAAUCCAUUCUUCAGGCUUCAGCAACAGCAUCAACAGCAGGAAGAAGAAACAAAGGCUGUUCCUGUUAGUGUACCAAUCAUCACCGGCCCUCUGGAACGCAAGCCUCGCGCACGUCCUGAGUUUGAGGAUGACUGGUCUGCCGCCGGGUCUGACAACGAGUCAUCUGAUGAGGAGGAUGAUGAUGAUGAUCGUGUUGGAGGUGGAAGCGCAAAACAGCUGGCUAGCAUCCUCUUUGGUACUAUGGGACCUCCCAGACCUUUGAGCGCGAUGGAUGAGUCAAAAUCUGCUACUCCGGUGCAAGAAGCUAGUCCCUCUGCGCCUCCGCCGGUGGUAGAGGCAACAGAGACCCCAUCACCACCUGAAGCUUCACUUGCAGCGGCACCUUCUGCUCCACCACCUCCUCCUCCACCACCCCCAGGUAUUGCUGCACCUCCGCCGCCGCCUCCUCCGCCGCCAGGUGGUGCACCGCCACCCCCUCCUCCGCCUCCGCCGGCCGGGGGUCCCCCGGCCGCAGGGGGGGCUCCAGAUCGUAGUGCCUUGCUCUCAUCCAUCCGAGCUGGAACAGGAUUGAGGAAGGUUGAGACUAAAGAUCGAAGCGGAAGCUCUGUUGCUGGUCACGUUCUGUGA
Molecule: messenger RNA, 4371 nt
Organism: Talaromyces atroroseus
Lineage: Eukaryota; Fungi; Ascomycota; Eurotiomycetes; Eurotiales; Trichocomaceae
Product: Actin cytoskeleton-regulatory complex protein pan1
Exons: 5
Coding region: 1-4371 (1456 amino acids)
Biological process (GO): endocytosis; endosomal transport
Cellular component (GO): cytoplasm; plasma membrane
Molecular function (GO): calcium ion binding; actin binding
Source: RefSeq, a predicted model, not a curated record